Molecule: messenger RNA, 4519 nt
Organism: Rhincodon typus (whale shark)
Lineage: Eukaryota; Metazoa; Chordata; Chondrichthyes; Orectolobiformes; Rhincodontidae
Product: angiopoietin-2
Exons: 8
Coding region: 380-1681 (433 amino acids)
Biological process (GO): Tie signaling pathway
Molecular function (GO): receptor tyrosine kinase binding
Source: RefSeq, a predicted model, not a curated record
AGUUAUCAUAAAAAGCUGCAUUGAUUGAGUCAGAUACAGCAGCUUGCAGAAACGUGCAGUAAAGCUUCAGAUAAAAGGGCACUUUCAAGCUGGGAAACCAAGCCAGUGGGGAAUUGUGUUUGCUUUGCAGCAUUGUCUCUGCCUGCGCAACACAGACUGAAAGACUACAGGAAGUAAUACAGAACCUUAUUACUCCAGUUUUGACAGAACAUCAAGCAGUAACAGUUCACAGUACUUUGUACUUGGCAAUUUUACCACAGAAUUCCAGAGGAUAAAAACAGCACAAUUGGAAAAAAAAUCUUUUGACAGAUCUUUAAAAAAAAUCUUGGAUUGCACUUAAUAUACAGAGGACUAACUGCACUUUGAACGGACACAGAAAAUGUUGAUUCCCUCUCUUUUUUUCUUCAGCUGCAGUCUCUCCCUGGGCGCAGGGGGUCACAAAAGUUUGGAUAAUACUGGAAAAAGGCAUUAUCAAAUACAGCAUGGGCCUUGCAGUUAUACCUUCUUGCUCCCCGAGGUGGACAACUGCCGCUCAAUGGCAAAUCAUCAUGUGCCGAACACGGUGCAAAGGGACUCUCCAGAAACAGAUAGUGAUGGCUCUUUGCAAAGACUUCGACAACUUGAAAAUGUAAUGGAAAACAAUACACAGUGGCUGCAGAAGCUUGAAAGCUACAUUCAAGACAGUAUGAAGAGUGAAAUGGUGCAGAUCCAGCAGAAUGCAGUACAAAACCAUACAGCAACCAUGUUAGAAAUUGGAACAAAUCUACUUACUCGGACAGCUGAACAAACCCGUAAAUUAACAGAUGUGGAAGCACAGGUUUUGAAUCAAACAUCUAGACUUGAGCUUCAGCUUUUGGAAAAUUCUCUCUCUACUAAUAAAUUGGAAAAACAAAUAAUGAUCCAAACUAAUGAAAUUACUAAACUACAUGAAAAAAAUGGUUAUUCUCAAAGUUUGCCGAGUGGAAAAUUGUUAAACUGGAGUGGCAGAUUCCUGUGGAGUGCUUUAAUUCCGAAUUACAGCACUUUAGAACAGGAAAGGGUGAAUGAUACCAUGGGCUCGCUCAUUGGGAGUGCAAUCAAUUUAUUGGGAGGAAUGAGGAGGCAAGCUAGUUACCAGCAGGCAUUUUGUGAUAUGGAAUCCAAUGGAGGAGGAUGGACUGUAAUACAACGUCGUCAAGAUGGCAAAAUGGAUUUUCAACGCACAUGGAAAGAAUACAAAGUGGGAUUUGGUGAUCCUGCUGGAGAAUAUUGGUUGGGGAAUGAAUUUACUCAUCAGCUAACCAACCAGAAGACCUAUGUCCUUCGUAUCCAAAUGCGUGAUUGGGAAGCAAACGAAGGCUUUUCAUUGUACAACCAAUUCUACUUGGAUAGUGAAACGCAGAAGUACAGAAUUCAUCUUAAAGGUUACAGUGGGACAGCAGGCAGAAUAAGCAGCCUCAGCCAUCUUGGAAAUUAUUUUAGUACAAAAGAUUCAGACAACGAUAAAUGUCUUUGCAAAUGUGCACAAAUGGCAUCAGGAGGAUGGUGGUUUGAUGCGUGUGGCCCAUCUAACCUGAAUGGAUUAUACUACUCAGCCGGUCAGAAUACAAAUAGAUUCAAUGGAAUUAAAUGGUAUUACUGGAAAGGGUCAGGAUACUCUCUCAAAGCUACAACGAUGAUGAUCAGACCUGCAGAUUUCUGAUUAUGAUCCUUGUACAUAGUUUUUGUCAGUUGUAUAAAGAUAUUUCUUUAAGCAAAUCUGUAAAAACAUAAUUCCUACUAUAUUUAAAAUGUCAACUAAUAUGUACACCAAGCAUUAAUAUUUUACAUUGUUUGUUUGAAAGUCAAGAAACCAGGUCCCAAUGAAAAAAGGAAGGUAAACUUGCCUGUGAAUUGCUUUGCAUAUAUGUUUUAUUGUAGCCAAUUCCACUUUAUGGAGAAGCAUUUUUAACUAAUAGAGAUAACACUGGGAAUACUAAAAUGACAACUGAAAUUGAAUCCCUGCAAGAGAGGUUUAUUCGCAUCUUGGUGGCACUACCAAAUAUAGUCAUGUAGGAAACUAAUUAUCUUACAGUUCAGAUGGUAUAUUCAUGAAUAAUGAAUACUUGAGUAUCAUGUCCAUGCCCUCAUUUCAAUAGAUUUCUGUUGUUCUUCAAAGGACAGAAUGAUCUCAAAUAAACAAAAACUGGAAUUAUGAAAGAUCAAAAGUACAAUUUAAAGAACCACAUUUUUAAGACUGAAAGCAUCUUUUAUUUCCAAGUAAUUUUCUUGCCCAUCAGUGACCUUUCAUUGAAUCUUGCAAACUUCCCCCCCGCCCGACAGACCGCAAAGUAUAUUGCACCAAAUUGACUUUGUUUGAAUUUUUUUUUCCAUUAUCCAACAGAAGCAUAUAUUUCUGCUUUGUUCUAGAAACUUUAAUUCCAAGUACAAUUAUAAUAUAGUCACCCAUUAGAAGAGAAAAUUUAUUGAUGAUGCUGUCCCUUUGCAGUGCAGUUUUAAUUAGUUAGGUAAUGUAUUUAUCGACUUGCUUUGCAUUACUUUGAGUUCUUUAAUUUAAAAAGAGCAGAGAUCAAUGAAACACAAGGAAUUGUCAUGCUUGUAAGUAGUGGCAGAUUAGAGACAGGUGGUUAGGAUGCCAAGAUAUUUAAAUGAUAUCUGAACUUGAUGAAAGAACAUUUUUCCUACUAAUUUCUUUAAUGGGUGUUGAACGAAGAUACUCCCAAAUUAGUAAAAAAGACUUCCGAGUAAUUGAGACGUCAAAAUCAUAAAUGUUCCUUUUUUUAAAUCAAUAUGAAUUUAUCAUAUUGACUUCCAUGAUCGAACAGUGUCCUGUGACCAAACCAACUUAGUAGCAAAUACCUGUUCUUCAGAUAUUAUUGAAGAAAUCUUCCACAAUAACUAUCGACAGUAAUUUUGAUCAUUGCUUUUUCAGUUUUAUCCAGGGAGAUAGAUAUUUGAACUACAUGGGAAUCAUAAAUUAUGGGGAGAAACAGGAAAGUGGUCAAGAUCAAAUCAUCCACGUUCUUACUAAAUGGUGUAACAUGCUUGUGGGGCCAUAAGACCUAUUUCUGCUCCUAUUCCUUGUUAUGUCCACACAAAAGUUACAGUCCUGUUCAAUGUCUAAUCAAAAUAAUUCUGGUUUGGUUCAUCAAAGGCUUGUUUUUUUUUAAAAUGAAAUAUAAACAUAAAUAUUACAUUGUAUUUUGUUUCAAUAAGAGAAAUAGAAUUUCUUAAACAAGGUAUUCAAGGCAUCUUUCACAAAAAAACAUGCAUAUAUCUCAGUAUACUAAACAUGAUAUAGUUGAAUAGGCACCAAUGCUCACGCAGGGAUCAGUAAAAUAACAUUGUCAAUGCAAGCACCUAAAGGAUCACAAAAACCCAUGGGUCAACAGAAUUAAUUUAAAACCUUGAGUAGAUGUGAAUAAGAUAUAUGAGAUUUCAUGUGCCUUAUAGAAUUCAUCACCUGUCAAAAUGUCAAAAUAGAUCUCUGACUGAUCAAACCAGAACAAGGAGACACAAUCUUAAAAUUAAAGUUAAACUUUAAUUUAACAAAUGAAAGCAGGAUGCAGAUCUGCUUGAAAGGGAAAAAAAAAUAACACACACACUUAAGGCAAUAUAUUUUAAAAGUAUAACAUGACAUUUGUAUGAUCCUCUUUUCUUUGAGCUUCAUAUUGCUCUCAACAAUACUUCAACCUGCUCAUAUACAGUUUGUUCCUCAAAAAAUUAUGAUUGAAUACUUUGAAUUAAAACUUCUUUUACAAGUAUGUUGUGUCAUUAAUGCUGCUUAAUUCACAUCAUAUUAUUAAAUGAUUUUGGUACAAGAUAUGUGAAGAUGAAUAGAAGAAUAAAAAAUUUGAGUCGGCCAUUCAGCUCCUCAAGGCCCGUCCUAGUUGUUCUAGGAUUCUGGUUGAUCGUUGUUGUUCUGCACCAGGCCUCAUCCUUUUUGUGCCAACUCAUCAUACUCAAUAUUUCAAAAAUCCAUUUCCCUCUUUUUAAAUACUCUGUUAUCUGGCCUCCACAACUCUCUGGGUAAAUCAUACCAGAAAUUCUCUCCCCUCUGGAGAAGAAAUUUCUUUGCAUUUCAGUUUUAAUGUGCUCUCAGUGUUCUCUCAUUCUGAAACAAUGUUCCCUGUAACUAUCCCCUUGCAGAUUCCUCAUGCCUUCAUCAAAACAUGCAGCUGCACCUAUUUUUGUAUCAGCAACAAUUGAAUUGUUACACGCUGCUCCAUUCUCCAUGUAAAUAAUGUAGGCAGUAAAUAAUUGAGGUCCUGAGGACUGAUCCUUCUGACUCUUUGAGUUAAGUCUUACCAAUCUGAAAAAGACCGACUCUCUUUUCUGUGUGUUAAGUAAACCUCGCUCCAUGCGAAUACAUUACCCUCAAUACUGUGAGCUCCUAACUUUUGCAAAAAUAACGAUACGUGACACCAUAUCAAAAAUCCUCUGGAAAUCCAAACCUACCCAUUCCCCUUUAUUGACUCUGCUUGUUAUAUCCUCAAAAAAUUUCUGGCAAAUUUGUCAGACAUGAUUUCCCUUUCAUAAA